AUGGCGACAGAUUACAACAACACACAACAACAACAACAGCAACAACAUCCCAACAACUACACCAUCAAUAUUACAACAAAAACAACACACUGGCUAGAGGAAGAACAACGGAAAUGGAUACCACAAACAAAAACCGUUACCGCAAAUCACUGGGUGCCAACUCAUCAUCGACUGACGUCACUUCACUCACCUCAUCACUUCAUCACAAUCUCUCUCCUCCUCUUCUUCAUUUCUCCACAUCUCUCAAUCGUAGUGGAGGCCUUUGAAAAUGUCUGUCAGGCGCAGACAGGCCCCGGCCCCAAUGACUUCACUUACUCCGUCUGCCAGGGUGACCCGCUGAAGAUUUUGAGGAGCAACGCUUCCUACAGCAACACCUCCCCGAGAAGAUGCUUCACGUGCACGGCCAACCAGUUUCCCAUCUCCUACAUGACUGACGUCAUCCCUAACACUGACGGCCAGCCGAACUACAACACGAGUUGGCAGUCCCUCACCUGGCUAACGUUCGGUCGGCGACCCCAGGCCAGUAUUUUAAUAUCGGCCGGGAGGAGAUUUGUCUUGCAGGACGAUCUGAAGUUCACUUUUGCGUCUCAGAGGCCGAAGCAGGCUAUCUUAGAAAAGUCGGUUGACUACGGCGUGACGUGGCAAACUCUGCAGAUCUACAACAUCAGCUGCGCCAGUGUUUACAACGCAGCCAUCAAGCAGAGCAUAGUGGCUCCUGAUGACGUCAUGUGCAGUGAGGAGUACAGUUCGGAGUGGCCGAGUACUGGAGGGGAGGUCAAAUUUGAGGUGAACAGGGACAGACUGCAGAUGUACUUAGGAAGCAUGUUCAACAACUUCGAAGCUCUCUACAAUGCCUACCAAGAUACAAAUCUCCUAGAAUUCCUCACCUUCACCGACCUCAAACUGAAUCUCAUCUACCCUGGCACUGACGGUGGAGAGUUCAGUGGCAGACAGAAUGAUCUAUUGGGAUAUUCAUAUGCUAUCUCUAAUAUUUAUUUAGUGGCUGGAUGCGACUGCAACCGCCACGCGAAGUUCUGCGUGCCACAGAACGGCAGAAUGGUAUGCGUGUGUGAACACAACACGGCGGGUGAGAAUUGUGAAAAAUGUCUGCCCCUCUAUAACAACAGACUUUGGGCCCUUGGAUCAUUCAAACCACCCUUGAAUGGGACUGCCAACGAAUGUCAGAAAUGCGAGUGUCAUGGCAGGGCAGUUGAAUGUUUGUACGACCCUGGGAAGGGCAGAGGGGUAUGCAUCAACUGCGCCAACAACACCAUGGGCGAUAAUUGCGCCGAAUGUAUGAAUGGCUAUUUCAUCAACUCCUCCAUCUCCAUUGAUGACCCUGGCGUUUGUAAUAAGUGCGACUGCGAGCCACACGGCAUGGAGUCCAGCACGGAAAUGAAUUGUAGCUACGGGACCGGUCAGUGCCAGUGCAAGAAAGGGGUCACGGGCCUCAGGUGCGAUUCUUGUUACUCGGGCACCUACGGACUCCUAAGUAACGACGCCACCAUUGGCACGUGUAAACAGUGUAGUUGCAACGUUCAGUGGACGAUAAACGGUCGAAAUGAUUGUGACCAGCUAACCGGACAGUGUCCGUGUGUGACGGGUGUGGGGACGAGAGACUGCUCCAUAUGCAGUGACGGAUAUUUCAAGAAUGCCACCAACAAUAAUAAAUGCGACCCAUGUCAGUGCAACUACGGAGGUGCAGUCAACCAGACGUGCAACAAACUGACCAGCGAUUGCACGUGUCGACCGAACAUCAUCAGCGGUUCUUGUCGAGUUGCUAAACCGGAUUUCUACGUACCGGCCCCGGAUUACAUCAAUCUGAAACCGACUCCAGGAUCGACGAGUACUUGCACGAAUACCACCAGCGUUGAUAAACCGAUAGAUGAACCGUUUACGGAGAGAUGGUACUUUAGCUGUUUUUUCGGUCAGAAAGUAAAUUUUGUUGACGUGCUCAGUAGGGUUCGCAGGCAAGGAAAUAUUAUCCAAUCCUACGUACCAAGCGUGCGGUACGCAAUUAGGGAUGUGUACUCGAUACCAGGUGCCACGCUGACGAUCACCAAUACCGGACCGAAUAUUAAUUUCGAUCCAACCCUCUACCCUCCCUCCAACGGAUCCGCUUCCGAUUGCAUCCAAGGAAGUACUCAAGUCUUCACCAUCUUCAAUCUACCUCCCGGUUUUGGACAAGCAUGGUGGAACGACACAGCCAAAGCCCUUUUAAACGCUCGUUGCAAAUAUGAUGCAGAGUUCAAGGUCACAGAUGCGGUCAACUUCAGCAGCCCACUCCUCUUUGAUUCCUUGGUCCUCGUUCCAGAUCCUGACGCCAGCCUCGUCUACACGUCCAAUGUGGAGAAACAGGAAAUAUAUGACCAGUGCAUCUUUGGCCUCAUUCAAAUGUACAGCAACGUGCGUAAUAGGUGCUUGGAGUACUACUUUACUCUCAUGGCCGAACAGACUGCUGAAGCUUACGCGUGCAAUUGUGAUUCAGUGGGCACCGUUCCAGGUAGUGUGUGCAGUUACGUCAGUGGUCAGUGCCAGUGCAAGCUGAACGUUGGAGGAAGGAGGUGUGAGUACUGCCUGCGAGGUACCUUUGCAUUCUCUGACACUGGAUGCCAAAACUGCAGCUGCGACAUGAACGGCUCCUUCCACUCCGUAUGCGACUACACGAGCGGCCAGUGUCCAUGUCGACCGAAUGUCGCCACGUACGGUCAAAUCACAACCAUGGGCGCUCCGUCCGAGCGUUACUGCCGAUUCUGCCUCGCCAACUUUUUUGGCUUACCUUCGGGUCAGGGUUGUCAGCCCUGCAACUGCCACUCCAACGGAAGUGCGUCACAACAAUGUGACGUCAUCACGGGUGCCUGCCCUUGCAAGGACACGUUCGGAGGGCAGAAGUGCGAUCAGUGCAGAAAUGGAUUCUACGGGUUCAAUGCUACUGCUGGAUGCACUUGUGAUUUGUCGGGCAAUUGCUACUGCAAGCCCAACGUGGGAGGAGCCAAGUGCAACCAGUGCAAGCCAGGAAUGUACAACCUGGAUGCGACAAAUGCAGACGGUUGUCAGCCAUGUUACUGCUCCUCAUCCGCAUCUUCACCGCCACCCGUCUGCACGUCUGCAGUUGGAUUCAAGAUGACCACCAUUCAAAAUGAUACAGGCUGGGAAGUACAAAACCCCUUCUUCCUCUUCCACCUUUCCAGCCCUCCCCCCUACCUCGGCUACCGAGUCUCCUCCUACAAUCAGUUCAUCCAGUUCACCAUGCUCUCCAACACUACGUUCAAUUCUGGGAAAGUUCAACUGGUCAUCUUAGUGGCUGGAGAUGGCAGGAGAAUUUCCUACCAGCCAGACAACGUGGCCUUCCUUCAGAACCAGCCAAACCUUCUUCGUGUUCAGUUGAAUGAGAAGUUUUGGGUUGAUAGCGCCAGAACACUUUCUUCCUUAUCCCAGCUCCUCAUCCAGACAUAUUUCCUGGAAAGAUAUCAGGUGACGUUGUCUCAGGUCAUAAUGACGUCAUCUGCUCCAAUCGACUGGCCGUACAUUGCUAUCAAUUACGUUGAACAGUGCACGUGUAGCAAUAACAUGGAAGGAUUAUCAUGUGAGAGGUGCAAGAAAGGAUUCAAACGUGCGGUCGUGAACGACACCACAAGCGCCUGCAUCGACUGCCAGUGUGAAGGAAUGACUGCAGACACUCAAGUGUGUGAUGAAAUGGUGGGCAGAUGUUUGAAUUGUCCAGCGGGCAGAGUGGGCGACAGGUGUGACAAGUGCGCGCCAAACGUUGACGAAUCAUUGGUGGGGGCAGAAAAGUGUAGCAAGUGCAAGAAGGGGUAUUGGGGCAUUUCUAGUGCUGGCUGCGUGCCCUGCCAGUGCAAUGCUGUGGGCUCGCAGGACACAACGACAUGCAACAUGACGUCAGGCCAGUGUACGUGUCAGCCCAAUGUCGCCGGCGUCAGUUGCGAUCGAUGCUCUGAUGGGUACACCAAUUUCACUGUUGCCGGUUGCUCCAUGUCUAGCGACCAAACUUCCCAGAUCAACGGAAUUUCCAAUGCAACUUUGUUCGCUUUUGCUAACAGGCUGGUGAAGGCAGAAGCUGAUUCUAAGUAUUUGAAAACCAUAGUGGCGGACUUGAACACAAGCCUGCCUUCCUACUCCGACUACAUAGAAGAACUAGAUGUCAUCUACCAAAUAUUUGAUGCCAGUUUGGACACUGUCCUCAGAGUGCUGAGUGACGCAAUCGCAAAGUUGCUGGACUCCAUAAAAACCAACCAGGCACACGCGCGGACGUUCGCCAAUGAAGCUUCACUGAAGCUGCUGCAACUUUCAAAAUCAUUUCCAGCUUACCUGUUGAAAACAAGCCAACUGAGCAAUUUGUCUGACUCCUUGAAUCAGAUGAAUCAGCAGUUCUCUGGAGUUUCAUCACCGAUCAGCAACAGUUUCGCCGUCCUCAACAACAGCGUCAUUACAUUGGAAUCGAACUCCAACAUUUUAAACUCCAACGUCAUUAACUUAUCCACGAAUCUGACGCAGCAAAUAAUGACGAAGAACACGAGCCUCGUGAACGAUCUAAACAACACAAUAGAGAAAGAAAUUGCAUCGUUGAACGUUUCAUCGGCCAGCCUGAAACUGGGGACAGCAGGCAUCAAACUGACCGCCUUCAACCAACUGACGUUCAACAGUACCGUCAUCUAUAAUAUGAUUCGUAACGUGAACUUCACUGGAGAUGACGUCAUAAAUGUAUUAGCUCUGGACGACAGGUUCACCGCCCUGCAGAACAACGCUCUGGAUCUCGACACGAGAGUCAAAACAGCAAGCAACCAGACUGCCCCGUUGGAAAAUGAAAUUCAAAACUACACCCAACUGACCACAGACCUCCUGACACGUGCCAACGUCUAUCUGUCUCAAGCAGCCACCGUCAAUGGCAGAGUGACCACAGCCAGCGCGAAGGCAGACCAGGCUCUCAACCAAUCCAUAACGGUCACCAACAAUGCAGCUAACAUGGCUGACGUCAUGAAGAACUUCAACGACAAAGCCAACGCUCUGAUUGCACAGUCGUCAGGCAUCAUUCAAACAGCCAACAACAACAUCAACAUGAUCACAUCGGCGAGCACGACUGCACUGGCGAUCAUAACCGCAGUCGACCCUCUGCUGCAACAAUGCACAGCUGCCUACGGCAUCGCUAAUUCAACAUACGAUCGCUGCAUGAGUUUCAAUGCAACGCUGACUCCAGUUAUGACAAAAAGUCGCAACUUAACUGAUUCAGUCAACCAGAAUCUCAACGACGUUAGCUUCAAAAUGUACCAGGCUAGUCGAAACGCUCUCAAUUCAUACAGCAAUGAUAUCGACGGAUACAGCACAAAAGCUAGCGACUUGGAUAACGCUGCGGCUAAAGUGCGCAGUUUGGCGAACGCAGUGGGAAACAACAUCACAGAUACUACGAAAGUUCUCAGUAACUUGAAUACUCGACUGGAUGGAAUCAAUCCUCCCGCCAUUGAUAUGGUGACCGCACUACUGAACGACUGCCGAGCCACGAAAGUGACGUUCGACAGCUACAGCUUGCCAGCUGCCGUGCAGAAACUGCAGAACGAUUUCCUGCUAAACAAGCAGUGGUUGGAUGACUUGACGAAGAAACGCGAUGAUCUGUUACUUCAGAAAAACAGAAUGAAGGUGGUUAUGUCGCAACUAUCUUGA
Helobdella robusta is the source of this 5676-nucleotide messenger RNA. RefSeq lists its product as hypothetical. The transcript has 34 exons. The coding region runs from base 1 to 5676 and encodes 1891 amino acids. The record is from RefSeq and is a predicted model, not a curated record. Lineage: Eukaryota; Metazoa; Annelida; Clitellata; Rhynchobdellida; Glossiphoniidae.